Molecule: messenger RNA, 2253 nt
Organism: Leptosomus discolor (cuckoo roller)
Lineage: Eukaryota; Metazoa; Chordata; Aves; Leptosomiformes; Leptosomidae
Source: RefSeq, a predicted model, not a curated record
AUGCAAGAUAUUGGAGGACAGACAAAUGUGGAAGGUGCUUCUGCUCGAAAAACACAAACUCCAGCAGCACAGCCUGUACCACGGCCAGUUUCUCAAGCAAGACCACCUCCAAACCAGAAAAAAGGAUCUCGAACUCCCAUAAUCAUUAUUCCAGCAGCCACAACCUCUUUAAUAACGAUGCUCAAUGCAAAGGACCUUCUGCAAGAUCUGAAGUUUGUACCAUCAGAUGAAAAGAAGAAACAAGGCUGUCAACGAGAGAAUGAAACUCUAAUACAGAGAAGGAAGGACCAGAUGCAGCCUGGGGGAACUACAGUCAGCGUUACUGUACCUUAUCGAGUAGUAGACCAACCUCUGAAACUUAUGCCACAAGACUGGGAUCGUGUGGUGGCAGUGUUUGUACAGGGUCCUGCGUGGCAGUUCAAAGGCUGGCCUUGGCUCUUGCCUGACGGAUCACCUGUUGAUAUCUUUGCAAAAAUUAAAGCUUUUCAUCUCAAAUAUGAUGAAGUACGCCUGGAUCCCAAUGUACAGAAGUGGGAUGUAACAGUGUUAGAACUAAGCUACCACAAAAGGCACUUGGACAGGCCAGUAUUUCUACGCUUCUGGGAAACUUUGGACAGGUAUAUGGUAAAGCACAAAUCUCACUUGAGAUUCUGAAUCCUUCAGCUGCCAUUUAUUUCCUGAAGUAUGGAUUGAGAAAAAUGAAAGGGGCUCCAGUUUGGAGACCAGAGCUCGCACUAUAUGAUAUGUCAAGAACUUUGCAAAUGAAGAAGGGUCACAGUUUAAACUUUUUAUAAAAUCUUGUUUGGAUGCUUCAUGCUAUGGCAGGUUGAGACCUGUUGUUAUUCAGAAGCAAAGGGGUUUUGCUUAAAACUAUUUUUUUAAUGUUGUUAGCCUUCUAGUCUGCAAUCCAAAUUGUAUAUUUUGAUAGCAGCAGUUUCUUCUCUGUUUUGUUAAAUUAGCCACAUUUUUAAAUAAUGUGUUUUGUUCCUUAUUAGAGAAUAGAUUGAUCUUCACUGCAGGUUACAAAUGUGUGUGUGUGCAUGUGCGCAUGUGCGCACGUGUGUGUGUGUAUAUAUAUGUGUGUGUGUGUCUAUAUAUAUAAUGUAUAAAAAAAAAUUAUAGACACACUUAUGCACACAUAGAUGUUACCAGGCUUUCUAAACCACUUAGCUUCUGAGCUUAGUUUUGGUUUUCUUUGCUUAUUGUUUCACUUACUGAAAAUAUUUUGUUGUGAUUGAUACUACAUUUUAGUCAGUAGGACUUGCAAACUGAGCAAAGUGAAAAUUGUUUUGGAUAAAUCAAAAUGUCAACCUGUAUAUGUAUAUUCUGUCAGUCUUUGUUGAAAAAGGGAAGGUGAAAAAACCUAGAAACGCUUUUUUGGAUUUGUAAUGUCCCAGUUUACUAAAUCUUUCAACUUUAUAAUAGUAACACCUUCAAGUCAUGUUAACUUUAAAUUGCCAUUCUCCACACAGGGGUCUCUAUUCAAACUGAAAGUGUGCAUGUGUACAUUCCCGUCUAUCAAAAUACCUUUACAUAUGAGUCUCAAUGUUACCUGGAUUAAACAAUGAAUAGAGAAGGAGAGAGUUUGGAUUUUUUUUUUUUCCCCGAAACAGCUACCACAAGGAAUGAGUAAUUUUAACUUCUUUGCAUUUGUACCUCUAAUACCACCUCUAAUAUUAUUUUCUUGUGACAAAAGUAGCAAAGACUAUGUCUACAGGAGUUGUAAUUUUCUGAGAUGAGUGGCUAAUACAGCCUCCUAACAGUCCUGCAUUGGAAUGGAAAAUGACCUUACUCCAAUUACCAAAGAACAGAUUUGUUUGAUCUACAGUAUAACUGAGGCCAGAAGACCUUGGUUUUUGUAUGCAUUUAUGGUAUCUCUGUAUCUAUUUAAAAACAUUAAGUUGAUGUUGCAUACCAGUGGAUGUAGAGAAUGAUCAAAUACUGUAACACCCGCAUGAAUUUUUUUCUGGGAUAGAAAUACGUGUUUAUAUUCCUGUUCUUGAAAUUCCAAACCAUGUUUUUUAAGUAUACUUUACAUUUAAGGUUUGAUGAAAGUAAAAUAUUCUACCUAUUAUUUUUUAGUUUUGCUUUUUAUUUGACAUUACCUUAAUUUUUAAUAAAAGCAGAAGGCACAUCUCCUUAAGAGGUUAAAACUAUGUCUUAAAUUUAUGAGGAUUGUGAGGUCUGACUUUUAUUUGUGUUUCCAUCCCUGCUAUAUUAAGACUACUAUCUUUAAAUGAUCUUAAUGGAAAU